This is a messenger RNA of Candidula unifasciata, 309 nucleotides long. NCBI's taxonomy places the organism in Eukaryota, Metazoa, Mollusca, Gastropoda, Stylommatophora, Geomitridae. The record is from the annotation of a GenBank genome assembly.
AUGACCAUAUUAUUAAACAUGUCGGAUCUGCGAAGAAUGUACGGUUAUUUUCGAUGCUCAAGUUGCAGAAAAACAUGGGAGAGCUCCCAUGUUUAUUGUUCGCAAGGAUCAUUUCAGGCGAAGUACGGCCAGGAAUGCGAGUCCUGCCGCGUCAUCUGCAUGCCCUACCGUGUGGAGAAACUCAAGUGCUCGAUCUGCGGGCAGCACGACUGCAACUGUCAGAGAAACAAGGACAGACACACCGACCCUAACAAGCCUCAUCGUGCCGACCUGUGUGCCAAGUGUCAGGCCGGCUACCCUUGUGCGUGA